Linum tenue is the source of this 2564-nucleotide messenger RNA. NCBI's taxonomy places the organism in Eukaryota, Viridiplantae, Streptophyta, Magnoliopsida, Malpighiales, Linaceae. The record is from the annotation of a GenBank genome assembly.
AUGAUGGAAGGGGUGAAGGGUUUCCACGAACUAGAGACUCAAGUGAAGAAAGGGUUCUACACCAGGGACUACAGCAAGACUUUGACCUACAACUGCAACUUCGAUUUCUAUCAGUCGCCGGCUGUCAAUUGGAGGGAUACCGUGAGCUGUGUCAUGGCUCCUCGCCCACCAAACCCUAAAGAACUCCCUCAAGUUUGCGGGGAGACGAUGGUUGAUUACUCGACCCAAGUAAUGUUAUUGGCAAGGAGGCUAUUCGUAUUGUUGUCCGAAGCACCGGGGCUGAACCCCAGUUACCUUAACGAUAUAGGUUGCUCUGAAGGACUGAUGUUUUUCGGUCACUACUACCCAGCUUGUCCUGAACCGGAUUUGACAAUGGGAAUCAGCAGCCACUCUGAUAGCAGCUUUCUCACUGUGCUUCUCCAAGACCAAAUUGGUGGUCUCCAAGUUCAAUGUGAUAAUCAUUGGGUUGAUGUUGAACCCAACACUAGUGCUCUUGUGAUAAACGUGGGAGACUUGAUGCAGCUUAUCUCCAACGACGAAUUCAAAAGCUCUCAACACAGAGUUCUGACGAAGUCGAUAGGCCCAAGAGUUUCGGUGGCUUGUUUCCUGAGGCAGCAGCUGCCACCUGAGAACUCUAGGGUCUAUGGUCCGGUUAAGGAGCUGGUAUCGGAAGAGAAUCCCCCAGUUUUCAGGAAAACUGCGGUGAAGGAAUUUGUUAAAUACUACUAUGCAAAAGGGCUUAAUGUGAUCUCCGCCCUUGAGCAUUUCAGACUCUUAGAUCUGACGAUGAAAGCAGGCACCACCAAGCAAUCUGAUCCCGAUUUCCUCACCGUAUUAGUCCAGGACCAUAUCAGAGCGCUUCAGAUUCUUCACCAAAAUCGUUGGAUUGAUGUCACUCCAAGGGUGUUGAUGGGACUUCUGCAUCAACUCAUUUCAGGGUUUGAAAUUCUUGUCGAUUGGAGUUGGCGGAGGACACCACAGAGGCAAGGAAUGAGGGAUUUUGCUGGCACGCCGGGGACUAUGACCGGGCUUUUCCUGCGGAUUUCUCAAUGUGUGUUUGCGGCUGGGUCGAUCACUGCUAUUUCCACCACUUCUAGCUUCUUCAACUUCACUGCUUUCUGGUAUUCUUCGGCUCUCUUGUUCUCCUCAAUUAUGCUAUUUGGGUUUGCUUGUAUGAUUCGGCAAAGCUACCUAAUUGCGUCAAUGGGUUUGCAAGUGAUCUGGAGCUUUGGACUUGCGUUGCUAGAUUCUUAUGCUUUGGUGAGAGGCAAAAUUCUGCACAACUCUCUAUUGGUCAGCCUUUUUGCUGUGGGAGAUUGGGUGACGGCAACCUUGUCUCUGGCGGCGGCUUCUGCUUCCGCCGGCAUCACCGUACUUCUUUUUCAUGACCUGGGACACUGCGGUUUCGUUGGAGAAUGCCAAAAGUACCAAAUGGCAGUGGCGUUGGCUUUCCUCAGCUGGGUCUCUAUCGCAACAUCCUCGAUCAUCAUGCUGUGGUUGAUGGUAGAAGGUUAGAACAACGGCAUAUUUGUUAUACCGCAGUGUACAGGCUAAUUUGGUUUGUAACAUACAGAAUCCUAUCUUUUCUCAGGAGGGGAUUUUUGAGCUUUUCACAAGAUGGUAAGUAGGAAAACAUCAGGUGGACAGGAUAGAAGUACAUAGUCACACACAAAGGUUGACUUUGUAAUUUGGAUAAUAAUGAAGCACAUACUGUGUAUAUAGAACAACUGCAAAGGAAGAAGCAAUUUGUCAUUGGCUAGCAAAUUUGUGAAGGAAAACGUGGGUAUUUUAGGACAGCUUUACUGGUAUAUUCUGAAGACAUCAGAUUCUGGUUUCAAACAUCGUAUUGGUGGAAUGUGGCAUUGAACAAGUCAUGUGGCUAUCUGACGAAUGCAGGUACACUGGUUGGUUUGGAGAAACGAAUCUCAGUAGCUUACUGCUCCCUACCGAACUUGUCCUCAUCUUCUGUGUUAGGUUGAUGAUUUCACUGGUGCCCACAUUUCCGUCAGCUGUAAGUAUUUAAUGGAUCUGUGUGGUUCAGAUCUGUGAGGCGCAAGUGGGAACAACACAAGCCCUGAAUCUUCGGGGCAAGGCGGAGAUGAGAAUGGAAGGUUAUGGCCAAAGAUCUGGCUCGUUCUCCAGCUUCCCCCAACAUCAGUGGGCCUAGUUUGCCACCGGUUAUCUUAGCAGAUGUGGGCUCAUCUACUCAGCCCACUGAGCUGGUCGUCUCUCUUCAGUCUGUCAUAGGCCCAGCGACCGUCAUCUUGAGUGCUUGACUAUCAAACCAUCUUGUUCGGUUGAUAGUUGAUACUAUCUAUUGGAAUAACUCGUGGAUGGUUCAUUUUCUAUUUACACGUGUCGCUGCGCUUUUCUUCAUGGUGCAUCAGGAGAAGGUUUGGAUUUUGCUACGGUGACAUGCAUGUCACCGUGACAUGGACUUUUCGGUCGACCGAAUACAACUUGCGGUCGACCGAAUGGGCUAAUUCAUGUAUGUUGGGUUCCUGAAGGCGGUCGACCUCUUACAAAAUGCGGUCGACCGUUUUAGUGGUCUAACAGAAUGACAG